Molecule: messenger RNA, 853 nt
Organism: Mya arenaria
Lineage: Eukaryota; Metazoa; Mollusca; Bivalvia; Myida; Myidae
Exons: 4
Coding region: 1-396 (131 amino acids)
Source: RefSeq, a predicted model, not a curated record
AUGACCCUGGUUUUUCAGUUGCUUGCUCUAGAUGAAACUAGAAGAUACAGAUGUGAGCUGUUGAAAACAAAUACGACCAUCCUUAAGAGUGUCAUUGAAUCGGUGCCUUGUUUUGGAGAAGGAAAAUAUGUGCUGUAUGAGUUCAAGAAGAUGUUUGGGGGAGAAUUUGCAGACAUUGUAGGAAACACAGAAGUUUUGGUGCGGGCUACUCAAAGGCUAAUGGAUACGGUUUUGGGGCCAGAUGCAUUGAAUGCUGAUGAUGAUGGAAAGAAACGAAAUGAGAUCUGGAGUAUUGUCCUUGGAUCCCUGCAGCUAAUUGAAAGCGAGACGAAGUUUGACCGGGGGGAAACAGGGCACAAAACGCCAUCAACCCACAAUUCAAGUGUGCGAGUGUGAAGCGAACACAGAAAUAGAUGUCUUGCAGAAAUCGAAAACCGGUACAGCCCCUACAUUAACGAUCCUAAAAGGAGAUGUCAACUGUGCUUACAUCACAAGAGACGAUGUAACCAUAAAAUGUUAUGGAGAUUGCUAUAUGGUUUAUAUUAUACAGCUUUUGGCUGUAAACUAUGUUUUUGACAUUGAUUACCCAAGACCUAUUGCCAUGUUCCUGGGCUUCCUUCAACAGUAAGUUGUCAAAAUGGACUGUGGUGCAUAGUGUUUCAAAUGAAUGUCACUUAGUCCAUUUCAGAGAAAUAAUUGUAUCACUCGAAACUGUUCAUACCGAUUUUUGAGGCAUCAACUGAACAAUAAUUUGUUACUGUUUGGUUUUGAGUUGAUAUUUAUCUUACAAAAUGUUUCACAUUAUGUUUUUAAUGCCAUAGUGAUACUAAAAAUUUGAUUCUAAGGAUAUGCA